Molecule: messenger RNA, 1568 nt
Organism: Tarenaya hassleriana
Lineage: Eukaryota; Viridiplantae; Streptophyta; Magnoliopsida; Brassicales; Cleomaceae
Product: GATA transcription factor 28
Exons: 9
Coding region: 343-1248 (301 amino acids)
Biological process (GO): regulation of DNA-templated transcription
Molecular function (GO): protein binding; sequence-specific DNA binding; zinc ion binding
Source: RefSeq, a predicted model, not a curated record
CUCUAUUAUUAUUUCGCUCUCCUCUCUCGUCUCGCUCUCCGGCGACGCUUCUCCUCCCUGGGUUCUCUCUGUCGUCGCUGGCGUCCGCCGCUGGAGUUUCGUUCCGGCGACUCGUGCUUGUUCUCCGCCGCCUUCUUGACCGGUUUGUCUUCUCCGUCACCGUCUGAUUCAGUUCUCCGUCGGUUCACACUUUCUCAUUCCAUUUCUCGUACGCUGGUGUCAAGAACAGCCACUGGAAAAAUCAUUAUUACCCCUUCGAAGUGCCGUUGCUUUUGCAGGAUUGAAGUAUAAUCCAGGAGAGGAAGAAAAAACACGACUAUAGCAAAUUGAUGAACCAAAACCAUGGAUGGCCUUCAUGGAAGCGACGCCCGAAUGCACAUGGGGGAUGCACAAGAUCCAAUGCAUGUGCAAUAUGAACAUCAUGGUUUGCACCACAUCAACAAUGGAAAUGGUAUGGUUGAUGAGCAUGCUGAUGGUGGUGCCACCGGUGAGAUGAAUGAAGGAGUGGAAACAGACAUUCCUUCUCACCCUGGAAAUUUAUCAGAUAGUCGUGGUGAAGUGGUUGACCGUGGGACUGAAAAUGGAGAUCAGUUGACAUUGUCUUUUCAGGGCCAAGUUUAUGUCUUCGACAGUGUCUCGGCUGAGAAGGUCCAAGCUGUGCUUCUAUUGUUGGGAGGCCGUGAAGUACCACAGGCAGUUUCUACAGCCCUAGGAUCAACAACACCUCAGAACAAUAGGGCAUUGGUUCUAUCUGGAACUCCUCAAAGGUUUAGUGUCCCGCAACGGCUAGCCUCUUUAGUGAGAUUCCGAGAGAAACGAAAAGGCAGGAACUUCGAUAAGAAAAUUCGGUACACAGUUCGUAAGGAGGUUGCCUUGAGGAUGCAACGUAAUAAAGGUCAGUUCACAUCUGCCAAGUCGAGCAAUGAUGAUUCUGCAUCAGCCGGAUCAAGCUGGGGGUCAAAUCACACCUGGGGCGCAGAAGGGAGUGACUCUCAGACUCAAGAGAUUUCGUGUCGACACUGUGGAAUCAGUGAGAAGUCUACUCCAAUGAUGCGACGAGGACCUGAAGGACCAAGAACACUCUGUAAUGCAUGUGGACUAAUGUGGGCAAACAAGGGGACUCUCAGAGACUUAUCCAAAGCCACACCUCCAGCAGCACAAAAUAUGCUUGUAAUUAGGAAUGAGGACGAAAAUCUCGAGGCCGAUCAAAUGGUGAGAGUUGCGGGUAACAUUAGCAACUCGUCAUGACUACAGAAAUAUGACCAACGAUGUAUCAGGUGUGGUUUAAUUUUCCUGAUUAUCUUUAUGAGGAAAUCUAGGUUUAGCUUCGGCUUUAUGGGAACGAAUUCUGAUGAUGGAACCUUCGGACUCUUCGGUUUAUUAUGUUGUAUGAGGAUGCUCUGCUUAGGCCGUCGUUACAAAAGGUUCACACUCUUGGUUGUAAUCUGCAGUCAGUAUAGACUUACUUAUCUUUCCCUGCGAUAACACUUACUUUAGUGCCGUUAUGAAAUCUGUUCCAACUCCUUUUGCUUAUUUUAUAUUGCCAUAAGCAUUUGGUGAUUUGGCUU